AGAAAGCAUCAUUUUAUUUUACUGUAUUUUUUUUAUUCAACAUUCUGUUUGCUGUAUCUUGCUCUGGAUAAGCCCAACUGCUACUCACCAGGGUAUAAAUGUGAUAAAACCCUUGGCUGUUCUUCACAGGAGUGGCUGGAGAGAACUCCCGGCUUGGAGGCGGAUGGAUUCAAUUUCUGGGAAAGGCUGGAAAUCAAUAUAUUUGAUGGUCUGAAUCAGGAGAAGGAGAAAAUCGAGAAAAUGGCAGAUUCUGAGGAGAAGGAGGAAAUGAUGGCUGAGCUGGUUAAACAGAAAGAGCUGUUCACUUCUCUGUUUGAUGAAAAGCGUCAUGCCCAUCUCCUCAGCAAAGGUGAGAGGCGGAUCUCUUACAAGGCUCUCCAAGGUGCCCUGAUGAUCUACUUCUACAGGGAGGAGCCGAGGUUCCAGGUUCCUUUCCAGCUGCUCACAUCCCUCAUGGAUAUCGACACCCUCAUGACAAAAUGGCGAUACAAUCACGUAUGCAUGGUGCAUCGUAUGAUUGGCAGCAAAACCGGCACAGGGGGCUCAUCUGGCUACCACUACCUGAGAUCUACUGUCAGUGACCGCUACAAAGUGUUUGUGGAUCUGUUCAAUCUGGCAACGUUCCUGGUGCCUCGCCACUGGGUCCCUAAGCUAAAUCAAAACGUUCACAAGUUGCUCUACAUGGCCGAAUGUUGCGACAGCUCCUACUGCAGCAGCGAGGACUCGGACUAAGGGGGCCAGCACUCCAAAUUAAGGUUGUCCCGUUUUCCCAGGACAAAACAAAUAGAACCUGGACACAAAGAUACAGUGUUGGGAUCAUUCUGGGACAGAGAAAUUUAUCAUUAAAAUGAAAUUAUUACGUUAAAUGCUUCAUGGAAUAUAUAUCAUAUCAUAUGAUUUAGAUGUUCACAUAUGAAAAAUGUGAGGUGGCACCGCCCGGGCACAAGCUCCACGCUAUGUCACACACACAUGCUUACACACACAAAAUGAAUCAUAGGCUUUACAGUUGAGACCCAGUGCUGCCACCAGCACCGCUGUGAACCCCGGAGCGAGACAUAAUAAUAGAAAUUUAAAUUAUGUGAUUCAAAUUCAGUUUUUUUAAUGCAAUUAAGUCAAUGAAGUGAUGCGAGUUAACUUGCAUUGUUUAUAAUAAAACUAUAUUUAUUAUGUAGAAUGAAGCUGUUUUAGUGACAGGUGCGUAGGGUGAAUAAUUAGCCAUCAAAACAUGCAAAGAGAAGACACACAAUGUUUCCGAGAUAAUUUUUUAUCUCACAGGUUCAUACGCCAGAAAGUUGUGACGCAAAGUCUGACCCUGAAUAAUUCAAAUGGCCAAUUUUGACUCUUUUUACUCUAAUCUUGACCAGUGACGAAGUAUAGCAGAUGGCUCCUUGAUAAAAAUUUACUUAGAUGUUUUCUCAAUACAAUUAUGUUAAUUUACUGUGACUGACCUGAAAGCAAACAGAUCAGUGAGAGCAGUGAUCAAACCGGUGGCUCUGAUGGCUUUUAACAAACGCAUUAUCUUUCAUGUCAGCAUGGGGGAAGGUGUCAGAGAGGGAGCCGUUUCAGACUAGUGACAAUAGUGUACAUACAGUCAUAAUAAUCCUCUCUGUGUAACAAUCAAUGUCAACAUCUAAAAUAGAACAAUGUGCGCAGCAUACAUGUAAAACAUGAAGCCUAGAAUUUGUACAUAAUGUUAAUAAUGUGUAUUGUAUAGUAAGCUAUAUGGAGUUAAUUUUGUUGUGUAUUUAUGCAGUAAUUGAUCUCUCUGUAUAGAUAAAUGUAUGAGCUAUAUCACCCAAAAUAUGUAUCUACCUUAUGUAUGUAAUAAGACACUUUUUAUUUUGUACAGUGCAUUUAUUAUUGUUAAUAUUAUUGUAGUUGUGUGUGUUGAUUGCUCAGGUAUGAUCCAACAUUUAUCAGCAUAUUAAGUGUUGUAUUUUGUUUUUUUGUAAUGUAACAUGGUGACAUUUCAAUAAAAACAUUAUUUAAAGUGA
Messenger RNA from Sebastes umbrosus (honeycomb rockfish), 1994 nucleotides. RefSeq names its product tryptophan 2,3-dioxygenase a (gene tdo2a). The transcript is spliced from 6 exons. Gene Ontology annotation, molecular function: metal ion binding; heme binding; L-tryptophan 2,3-dioxygenase activity. Lineage: Eukaryota; Metazoa; Chordata; Actinopteri; Perciformes; Sebastidae. The record is from RefSeq and is a predicted model, not a curated record. The annotation marks the transcript as partial.